Diabrotica balteata is the source of this 615-nucleotide messenger RNA. The record is from the annotation of a GenBank genome assembly. NCBI's taxonomy places the organism in Eukaryota, Metazoa, Arthropoda, Insecta, Coleoptera, Chrysomelidae.
AUGAAUUCUACAGCAGAUUUUUCUGAAUUAAGGAAGAACAUAGUACAGAAUGAUCUGUUUCUAAGAAGCACACAGAGUGCUGCCAAGAAGAAACCUAAUAUUCCAAAGAAAAUUAUUCCAUUAGUUCCUUUAAAUUUUGAUGAGAUUAAAAGGGAAAUUGCCGAAGCUGAAGAGCUUGAUAAGUUAAAUUCAGGAAUAGAAGAGAGUAAACGCCGUGAGGGGUUUUCUACUAUUGAUAAUAUUUUCCACAGAAGUAAGAAACAUGAUAUAAUCCCUAAUGCUGGACAAAGACUAGAUUCUUCUGAUGGUUUUAAAAAACUUCAAAAUAUCAAAGAAUCUGAAACAGAGGAGAAUACCCCACAUCACAAGGAAAAUGUUGAACCUGAGCAACCUAGAAAGGUGUUUACAACAGCUAAAGAUAAUGAUAGCUUUGAUUUAGACUUUAGUGCUUUAUCUUUGCACACUCCAAUGAAGAAGCAAAUGAUACAAGAAACACCUGAUCACAAAAUUGUGAAAUGUAAUCAGUUGGUUCCAACUUUUAACAAUUUUACUACACCAACAGUAAAAAGCAUUCCUUCAAAAUUCACUGUAGUGUUUCAGGUAGUGCAACAUUAG